AUUAAAUGCGAAUGCGAACGCAGUUCAAGCUCACGUUUUUUUGUUUGCCUAGUGUUUACGAAGUGGUUAGACGCAAAUCUACCAAAACGAUAGAAUAAUUGAUGUUCAACGCAUAUUGCAAAAUCUAACUCAAGUGCGUGUCAGCAGAGAGAAUAGACGGCCGCUGGGUCAGUUGAGGAACCGCAACAACUGCAGCGGCAUAAUGGUGAAGAAGCGUCAAACUGACGCGCAAGAGGGCACCAGCUCGACAGACUCCGGCGAGGAGGAGCUGAUGAAUGGACAUGCCGGUGCUGGAAGCGCCGCUACAGUUUGCCAGCACAUCAAGAAGGCUGUCGACACGACACGCCUCCGCCGCCAGCUAAAAUCCACGGGUCUGCUCUACGAGUGCCAACAGUGCCAGAAACUCAAUCUCCCCAAUGGCACGGGUGGCGAUUCCACUGACUGUGAAUACGACAACACUCUCUGGCUGUGCCUCAAGUGCGGUACACAGCUGUGCGGCCGUCAGCGCAACGAGCACGCACUGCAGCACUUUAAGAAACCGCACUCGGACUCGCAUGCACUGGCAUUAAAUACACGCUCUUUUAAGAUCUGGUGCUACGAAUGUGACAACGAGGUGUCUGCCAAUUCGCGCAAGAAUCUGCUCGAGUGCGUCGAGCUGGUGAAGCGUCUGGCCCAGAAGCCGCCCACAGCUGUGGCCAAUGCAAAAACAGAGGCGCAGCAAACAAUUAACAACAUUCAGUACAAAAUAAUGUCAAGUAUGGAGCAUCUGAGCCCCAUUGUGCCCAUGACUGGCGGCAAACAGAUCUCACUGCCAGUGAAUGCCAAUGGCGGCAAUGGGGCCAUACCGCUACCACCACCGCCGCCGCCCCCAACCAGCAUUGGCUCAGUGCCGGGCAUAGCAAAGCGUGUGCUGGACAAGCGCGCAAAUUACCAGUCGGUUGCAGCGGCUACACAGGCUUCUCCAUCGCUAGGCAGUCCAGAGCUAGAUCGCUUGCCACGCGUGCGUGGCCUCACCAAUUUGGGCAAUACUUGCUUCUUUAAUGCCGUCAUGCAGUGUCUGGCGCAGACACCGUUUCUGCUAGCCGUUCUCAAGGAGCUGGCCGAGCCCGGAGAGCAAUUUGUGCUGCCCGGCGGCACUUUCAACUUUAAAGAUAAGGGCGACAUUGAACUGCCUAUGAUAAAGGGCACGCUUUCUUCGUGGGGCAAUCUCACUGCGGCCCUUGCCAACGCACUGGAGGAACUUCAGUCCGGCGGUGGUGUUUUUACGCCCAGCAAGCUUUUUGACAAGCUGUGCGCCAAAUGUCCACAGUUUACUGGCGGCGAUCAGCACGACGCCCACGAGCUGCUGCGUCAACUGCUGGAAAGCGUACGCUCCGAGGAUUUGAAGCGCUACCAACGUGUCAUCUUGCAGAAUCUAGGAUAUAAGGAUCAGGAUAUUAACAGCGUGUCUGAGGAACUGCGCCAGAAGUGCAAGAUCUAUGGGAAUCAGGCAGCUGAUCGCAUACUGCGCCCGGAACAAGUGUUUCGCGGUUUUCUUGUCUCGACGCUGACCUGUCAGGAUUGUUUUAACGUCUCUUCGCGUCACGAGUACUUUCUGGACAUGUCGCUGCCCGUGGCAGUCGAAAAGCCGCAGCCACCACAGCGCCGCAAAACUAGUCCCGAGAACUCGCCUGCCUCCGCUUUCAACAGUAGUAACACCAAGCUCAGCAACGGCGAGUCGGAUGUGGGCUUGACAUCGCCUCCGUUCUAUCUACACGCUGACGGGCAGGAACCGUUGGGGCCCUCCAAGGCACAGGUGAAGAAGGAGAAGGAGCGCGAGCGCAAGGCCAAAAGGGCUGCCAAACACCAGCGCACCAAACAAGCCCAAAAGCUUUCCCUCAAGCUGAACAUUAACGAUGAGUCUAACAGCGGCGGUGGCGGUGGUGAUGGUGACGCCGAUGUUGAUCAGCAGCCCGGUAGUGGCGAUGGGCAGGGGCAAGUACAGCCACUGUCUGCCGAUACCAACGGCGAGAAAACACGCUCCGCGGCCUGGGGUGAAGGUCCGCGCGCAGAUACACUAUCCUUAAGCGCAACAACAUCCGAGCAUUCGGAUGCUGAUGUAGAGGACAAUCUGGUUGAAGACACGGCAACGGGCAGCGGGGCCAAGUUCUAUACGGACAACAAUGGCAACGCGCAGCCGCUGAGCGAGAAACGCGAUGAUACGCCCGAACACAUGGACAAGGAUUCGCUGGAGGAGGACGAGAAUGACUCAGGCAUAGCCACAAGUCCGGCACCCACCACCACCAACAGCGCUGCCAGCACCACCAGCAACAAAAGCAAUAGCAACAACAAUAAUAAUAAUAAUGGAGCCAGCAAUGUAGCGGAAGCGAACAAUGGCGGAGCGGUUGGCAGCACAGUUGCCAGUUUAGUGAAUGCCGGGCUGAGCGAGGAGGGUGCCUCGCAGAUGCGCCAAUUCUCUUCGGGGCAGCUGCAGCUGCAGCUGCAGAUGGAACAGCUAAAACUGCGCGAGCAGGCCCAGAUUGUGGCCCGCUCAAAACGUGUGCGUACGCAAAGCUAUUCGGACUGGAGCACCACGAUUGCGCCGCGUUAUCAGUGCGAGGUGGGAGAAUGCUCGGUUCCGUCGUGUCUCAAUAACUUUACCGCCGUCGAGCUAAUGACUGGUCAGAACAAGGUCGGCUGCGAGAGUUGCACGCGCCGCAUCAACGGCCCCGACCCGCAGGCUAAAUCUGUGAACACGAAUGCGACAAAGCAGCUUCUAGUAUCCAGUCCGCCGGCAGUGCUCAUUUUGCAUCUAAAGAGAUUCCAGCUGGGCCCGCGCUGCAUCUUUCGUAAGUUAACGCAGCAGGUCAGCUACUCGGUGCUGCUGGACAUAGCCGCCUUCUGCGGAUCCAAGGUAAAGAACUUGCCCAACAUUGAUCGCAAACAGAAGAAGCUGCUCUAUGCGCUCUAUGGCGUAGUCGAGCACUCGGGCGGCUUAUAUGGCGGACACUACACCGCCUAUGUAAAGGUACGUCCGAAGGUGACACCUGAUGACAAGCGCUGGAAAUUCCUGCCGCAUGGCAGCAAGGCCGAACUAGAUCAGGACGAUGAGCAGCUGAAAAAGCUUGAAGAGCUGCUGGUCAAGGAGAAGGCCCGUGAGAUGCGCAUGAAUGCCAUGGAUGACAGCGAUGACUUUACCAGCUCCAGCAGCAAUGCGUCCACCUCAGACGAGGCCUCCUCCGAUCUAAACAAUGGCCUUGCCGAUGACGAACCAACUGCUGCUACCUCUGGCGAUCAGCCGGCUGGCAUCGCCAACGGCGAAGCAGAUGAGGCGGCCAAUGUGCAGCCACCACCCGGCAAAUGGUAUUACGUGUCAGAUUCACGUGUCCAGGAGGUUAGCGAGAAGACGGCCCUCAAGGCACAGGCAUAUCUGCUGUUCUACGAGCGCAUCUAUUAGAACUGGAGCAGUUGCACCGGGGCGAAGUGGCCGCCACCAUCGUUCCAUUAGAUUAGAAUAGAUUUUUCAAAUUUAAUUACUUUUUUUUUUUAAAUAUUGUUCCUGAUUGUUUUUGUUAUUAUCCUUAAAUUGCAUUUUGAACGCGUCGGCGCGAACAACAACGAAGAUGAUGGACUGUAACUGAA
Drosophila virilis is the source of this 3621-nucleotide messenger RNA. RefSeq names its product ubiquitin specific protease 16/45 (gene Usp16-45). Gene Ontology annotation, biological process: protein deubiquitination. The record is from RefSeq and is a predicted model, not a curated record. Gene Ontology annotation, molecular function: zinc ion binding; cysteine-type deubiquitinase activity. Lineage: Eukaryota; Metazoa; Arthropoda; Insecta; Diptera; Drosophilidae.